GGUUAUAAUCGGUGCAACCGGUUUUCUCCUAUUUACACACAGAGAGACAACUCUAUUUCUAUAUACGGGAUAGCGGUCGCCAAGGUGUCAGAAGUCUGCUCCCUGUAACUGGGAUACCCCUUCCAUCUCCGCGGAGCACCGCUGGAAACUAUUUUUCUUCCCAUAAACUUCCGAACGAGACCGAUCCACACUCGCACCUUUCUGCUUGGAGAACUAAUAGCUUUAUUCGCUAAGGAGUUGGAAAACACGUCGCAGUAUGCCACAAAAAGAAUACCACAACCAAGCCACGUGGGAGUCUGGCGUUGCCUCAAUGAUGCAGAACAAGGUGUAUGACAUCUGUGAUGAAGGUCACUCUGGCGUGAACCAGCUGGGCGGUGUGUUCGUUAACGGUAGACCGCUACCGGACUCCACCAGGCAGAAAAUAGUGGAACUCGCUCACAGUGGCGCGCGGCCGUGUGAUAUCUCCAGGAUUCUGCAGACCCAUGAUGGUGCAAAAGUCCAAGUGCUGGACAAUGAAAACGUGUCCAACGGUUGUGUGAGCAAGAUUCUGGGCAGAUACUAUGAAACUGGCUCCAUACGACCGAGAGCAAUAGGCGGUAGCAAGCCUAGGGUAGCCACUCCAGAGGUGGUCGGUAAAAUUGCGCAGUACAAGCGGGAGUGUCCGUCUAUCUUCGCGUGGGAGAUCCGGGACAGACUUCUGUCAGAGGGAGUCUGCACCAACGACAACAUACCAAGUGUCUCGUCGAUAAACAGAGUGCUACGCAACCUGGCUAGUGAGAAGCAACAGAUGGGUGCAGAUGGCAUGUAUGACAAGCUGAGGAUGCUCAACGGUCAGACAGGAACUUGGGGGACCCGGCCAGGCUGGUACCCCGGAACGUCGGUGCCAGGACAGCCCAACCCAGACGGUUGCCAACAACAGGACGGUGCAGGGGAAAACACGAACUCCAUCAGCUCCAACGGGGAGGACUCGGACGAGACGCAGAUGCGACUCCAGUUGAAAAGGAAGUUACAGAGGAACCGCACGUCCUUCACCCAGGAGCAGAUCGAAGCGCUGGAAAAAGAAUUUGAACGAACUCAUUAUCCGGAUGUUUUUGCGAGAGAGAGACUAGCAGCGAAAAUCGACCUGCCCGAAGCAAGAAUACAAGUAUGGUUCUCAAACAGGAGAGCAAAGUGGAGGCGAGAGGAGAAGCUCCGGAAUCAGCGUCGCCAGGCCAACAACUCCUCCAGUCACAUCCCGAUCAGCAGCAGCUUCAGCACCAGCGUCUACCAGGCCAUCCCGCAGCCCGCCACGCCAGUGUCUUUCUCUUCGGGGUCAAUGCUGGGUAGACCUGACACAGCACUCACGAACACCUACAGUGCGCUGCCUCCCAUGCCGAGCUUCACCAUGUCCAACAACCUACCUAUGCAACCCAGCCAGACCUCCUCCUAUUCCUGCAUGCUGCCUACCAGUCCGCCUGUGAAUGGGCGGAGCUACGAAACAUACACGCCCCCUCAUAUGCAGGCACAUAUGAACAGCCAAUCAAUGACAUCUUCUGGUACCACCUCAACAGGACUCAUCUCUCCUGGAGUGUCUGUCCCUGUGCAGGUCCCAGGGGGCGAACCUGACAUGUCUCAGUAUUGGUCAAGACUACAGUAG
Molecule: messenger RNA, 1636 nt
Organism: Gadus chalcogrammus (walleye pollock)
Lineage: Eukaryota; Metazoa; Chordata; Actinopteri; Gadiformes; Gadidae
Gene: pax6b
Product: paired box 6b
Exons: 14
Coding region: 257-1636 (459 amino acids)
Biological process (GO): regulation of transcription by RNA polymerase II; anatomical structure development
Molecular function (GO): DNA-binding transcription factor activity, RNA polymerase II-specific; RNA polymerase II cis-regulatory region sequence-specific DNA binding
Source: RefSeq, a predicted model, not a curated record